Prunus mume (Japanese apricot) is the source of this 477-nucleotide messenger RNA. NCBI's taxonomy places the organism in Eukaryota, Viridiplantae, Streptophyta, Magnoliopsida, Rosales, Rosaceae. The record is from RefSeq and is a predicted model, not a curated record.
AUGGUUGGUCAGGUUCAACACCCUUCUGUUGUUCAGAAGGUAGCUGGCCAGCUCCGUCGGCAAUCUAUUCAGGGAUACGAUAGUGGCUUCCAAAGGCCGGGGAUGUACCAAAGGCGUGCAUAUGGGAACUACUCUAAUGCUGCAUUGCACUUGGCCCUUGGUUGGCUCAUCACCAAUGGUGCUGGUCUUGCUUCCUACCCAAUUGACACUGUUCGCAGAAGAAUGAUGAUGACCUCCGGUGAAGCUGUCAAGUACAAGAGUUCCCUGGAUGCCUUCAAGCAGAUCUUGAAGAAUGAGGGUGCCAAGUCUCUCUUUAAGGGUGCUGGCUUCAACAUCGUCCGUGCCUUUACUGGUGGUAGUGUCCUUGCUGGUUAUGAUGAGCUACAGCGGAUCGUGUUCGGGAAGAAGUAUGAAUCUGGUGAUGAAAAUCUUUUUGAGUCUGAAGAAUUUGUUUCGGCAAAAUUUUCCUUAAAAUAA